This is a messenger RNA of Cheilinus undulatus (humphead wrasse), 458 nucleotides long. Its product is annotated as chemokine-like protein TAFA-4. Gene Ontology annotation, molecular function: receptor ligand activity. The transcript is spliced from 4 exons. Lineage: Eukaryota; Metazoa; Chordata; Actinopteri; Labriformes; Labridae. Bases 1 to 408 code for a protein of 135 amino acids. The record is from RefSeq and is a predicted model, not a curated record.
AUGAAGCUGAUCACAAUGGCUCGACCGUUAUCCUGCAGCCUCCUGCUUCUCUGUAUAGCAGGCGUCUGCAGUCAGAUCGUGCCCACUGGCAACCAAAGCUCUGGAGGACAGACAGGGUCAUCACAGGAGAGGACAGGGACUUGUGAAGUGGUUGCAGCUCAUCGUUGCUGCAAUAAGAACAAGAUUGAAGAACGCUCUCAAACAGUGAAGUGUUCCUGCUUUCCAGGACAGGUGGCGGGGACAACGAGGGCUCUGCCCUCUUGUGUUGAAGCCUCCAUUGUACGCCAGAAGUGGUGGUGUAAAAUGGAGCCGUGUCUUGAGGGGGAGGAGUGCCGAGUUCUCCCUGACCUCACCGGCUGGUCCUGCAUCUCUGGGAACAAAGUGAAGACCACUAAGGUGGCACGGUAGCAAGACAGAAGUUCCAUCUAAUCAGCAGCGGCCUGUUGAAGCCAGCAGCA